Rhagoletis zephyria (snowberry fruit fly) is the source of this 462-nucleotide messenger RNA. Its product is annotated as endochitinase-like. NCBI's taxonomy places the organism in Eukaryota, Metazoa, Arthropoda, Insecta, Diptera, Tephritidae. Gene Ontology annotation, cellular component: extracellular region. Gene Ontology annotation, molecular function: chitin binding. The record is from RefSeq and is a predicted model, not a curated record.
GCAAAGAUACAACCACGGAGCAGACUACUUUUUCAACCGCUACUAAUCCAACAGAGACAGAAACCACGCCAUCGACGACGGAGAUGACCACUGAAAAUUCAACAACCACUACAAGGUCAUCAUAUGGAACUACGAAAUCUACAACCACUGAGGGAACAACUCCAUUGUUAACCUCAACUACGACCGAAACAUCAAAUGGAACAACCGCUAUAACCCCACAAGCAUGCGAAACUUUGCCAACCGGCACAUUCCUGCCCGAUCCCGAUCACUGUAGUCGUUAUUAUGUUUGCACAUUCGGUCGAGCCAUAUUGAUGCAUUGUCCACACCCACUUUGGUUCGAUACCAGGUUAAAUGUGUGCAACUAUCCAGAAAAUGUUACGUGUGCAGCAAAUAAAGACUGAUCCUUCGUAAAUUUCAUACACAGGCAGCCUUUUCACUAUAUGUAUGUAUAUGCUUUUAAAU